Molecule: messenger RNA, 387 nt
Organism: Penicillium salamii
Lineage: Eukaryota; Fungi; Ascomycota; Eurotiomycetes; Eurotiales; Aspergillaceae
Source: the annotation of a GenBank genome assembly
AUGGGCAGCAUUUCUCCUUACAACCUCGACCCCGCGCAGUACAAGUUUCCCUCCCCACUGAACGGCUGGGAGAAGCAUACACCUCUGUCGGAAUCUAAAACACAGGAUGGAAAAAGUUACGACAGUCCCGACAAUAGUGUCCUUAGUGAUGCUUACGAGCACUUUGUGGCGCCAAUUUCGAACGGUGGCCGUCAUGACUCUCAGCUGCCAGGGUUUGACGUGCACGUAUACUUCAAUCCCGUAAUUACCCCCUGGGCGCCUGAUGCAGAUGGACUUGCUAAUAGGCCACCAGCACGACAAAUCUCAAGUAAGCUAUGCACAGGACUUGUGGACGCGAAUCCGUCUAGAAUGUACGCGCAUCCAAUCCCCGACUAUAUCCACGUCUAG